Messenger RNA from Sorex fumeus (smoky shrew), 511 nucleotides. RefSeq names its product transmembrane protein 138 (gene TMEM138). NCBI's taxonomy places the organism in Eukaryota, Metazoa, Chordata, Mammalia, Eulipotyphla, Soricidae. The coding region runs from base 13 to 501 and encodes 162 amino acids. Gene Ontology annotation, cellular component: cilium. The record is from RefSeq and is a predicted model, not a curated record. The transcript has 4 exons.
GGCCGGAGGAAGAUGCUGCAGACCAGCAGCUACAGCCUGGUGCUGUCCCUGCAGUUCCUGCUACUGUCCUAUGACCUGUUCGUCAACUCCUUCUCGGAGCUGCUCCGCACGGCCCCUGUCAUCCAGCUGGUGCUCUUCAUCAUCCAGGACGUGGCCAUCCUCUUCAACAUCAUCAUCAUUUGCCUCAUGUUCUUCAACACCUUCGUCUUCCAGGCCGGCCUGGUCAGCCUCCUGUUCCAUAAGUUCAAAGGGACCAUCAUCCUGACCGUGGUCUACCUCGCCCUCAGCAUCUCCCUCCAUGUCUGGGUCAUGAACUUGCGCUGGAAGAACUCCCAACGCUUCGUCUGGACAGAUGGACUACAGACGCUGUUUGUCUUCCAAAGACUAGCGGCCGUGUUGUACUGCUACUUCUACAAGCGCGCGGCCGUACGGCUGGGAGACCCGCGCUUCUACCAGGACUCGCUGUGGCUGCGCAAGGCCUUCCUGCAGGUCCGAAGGUGACCACCACCCC